ACAGCGUCUCAAGCGGUGUUGGCGUAUCUUACCAAACAGAACCGACCUUACAGUGCAAGUAAGAAAAAUCAAACUGAAAUAUGAUUAUCUUGCCUCCAGUAUAUUAGAUAACGCUACUUUUCCUCCGUUUUAUACAUAAAUAAAGACUCCAGAUUUCAUUAUCAUUGUUACUAAAGCUUAUCUACCUAUGUAUGUUUUUUUGCAGUUGAUAUUUUCUCGAAUCUGCACAAAGAGUAUGGAAAAACGGUAAAUAUACGCACUUUUGAAAUUCUAUUUCUGUGUUGUGAUUCUUUCAUUCUUUAACAGAGAUCAAAGGAUUGCAAAUAAGAUUUUCCCCUCUAUUUCCUUCAAAACAACUGCCAUAAAAUACAAUAUAUACAAACACCCACACAUAGUGUGUGAAUGAAAGUCCUGCACUCAAUUUAUUUCUGAUAAAUUGAAAAUCAUUGUGUUGCUUCUUUUGAUAGGCAGUACAAAGGAGUUUAGAAAAACUUGCUAGUGAAGGCACUAUCACUGAGAAGAUUAAUGGGAAGCAGAAGGCAUAUGCACCUAAACAGGUGAUUACGGUAGUACCUUUGGAUCAAUAUCAGCAUCUGGGCAACUGCCCACCUACCCCUCCCCGAACCCAACAUUAACCUUAAGUUGUUGUCAAUUGACUGUUUUUGAGUUCAGGGAGGGGUAGGUGGGCAGUUGCCCAGAUCCUGAUAUUGAUCCGUGCCUUUUACCUGAAAGACUUACAAAAAUUAUAAAUAAUUGUUUUUCUGAUUAUACAAAAUGGUUGCUUUUUGCUUUUUUUCCUGGUUUCCUAAGGAGCCAAAAAACCAACCAUAUGACAUGUUUUGUCUUUAUUAAUGCUAUCAUAGUAAGUAAAUUGAUUUAGUUAGUAACAUUUUCAAAAUCAUUAUUUGGUUAUCUGCAGGACCAGUUUGGAGACUAUGAUGAAAAUGAGAUCAAGAAAAUUGAUUCACAAAUCAGUGCAUGCUCAGAGAAAUUGAAGAAGUUACAAGAAACAUUGAAAACUCAAGAGUCAGGUAAUGAUAAUUGCAUAAGUUUUCUUAAUUUGCCAUGGUGUAGCAUAUUUAAAAUAAACCCUUUGCAGACUAAACAGAGGGUGAUAAGAGGUCUUAAAAGUGGAAGUAGACUACCAGUAAGUGGCUUUUAUCGCAACCCCUGAUAUUCAUGAAAAAUAACAAAUGACAAUGAUUAUCAAGGAUGGUGCAAUAGUUGUUGAAAUUUAAAGGGGCUGUGUCAUGUCACUAUGGUUUCCUGGGAAAGGCAAUUACAGAAACAUUCUGUCUAGGUGUCACAAUCAAAGCUUCAGACAAGGAUAUAUUUCUUGUGAGCUUUCAAUAAAACUAACUGUUAAGCUUAGCUGUUCAACCUCCAAUUCAAAUGGGUGAUAACCUUCUUCAAUUUUGUCCAUUUGUGUCUUCCUUCAUGUUUCCUACAUGUUGGCUAAUUAUUCAAAAGGUGAGAAUUGUAGGCAGCAUUUUGUAUGAUAUAUUUUGCUUAUGCUUUACUGUGAUUUUUAGGGCAUGUAUCAAAUAUGUCAUUCUUAACCCUAUAUGAUUUUAGAGCUGCGCAAUGUUAACAGUACACUUACAACCAAAGAUGCCAAGGCCAAACUAUCAGAGCUGACUCAAAAGGUAUUAAUUUACAUGCUGCAGUCAAAGCUGAAUGCAUAACUUGUAUGCUACAAUGUAUCUGAUUAUAGUUAUACAUCUAUUUAAUGGUAUUUAUUUACUACAAUAUUUGUUAUUUUAAGGUGAUUUUUUUCGUCAUUUACUGCUUUUGUUUUUGUCAAUGACUGAUUCUCUUCUCUUUAUAAAUAGUGAGAGGAAGAAAUGGUGUUUGAACCGAUACAUGUUUGUCUCAGGAUGAGGUCUCUGUCAAGACUGAACUAGAUUCACUGUCACAUUCUAUCCUGCCUAGGAGCAGUAGUAUUGGAAUAGAAUACAAAAUUUAAAGUUCCCUUCCCUUUUUUCCUUUUGCAGUGUGACAAAUACCAGGAAAGACUCAAGAGUAUUAAGUCUAGUGAGUUUACUUUUUCUAAUUACAUGCAGGUGCAUGAUAAUGAGUUUUUUGCAUCCAGAUAAUUCAAAACUUUUUAAUACCUUUUCCUUUUUCAGCAACAAAGCAUGUUACUCCAGAGGAAAAAGAUAAGGUAAUACUUCUUAGAUCCUUAAAGUUGUUUGCAGCUUUUUUUUUUUUUUUUUUUUUUUUUUUUUUUACAUGAGAGCAUUUUUCUUUCACUUCUGUUUUUACUCUGUGAUAUCCUGUUCUUUAAAAAAGAUCUAUAAGGAUCACAAGCAGUAUGUCCAGAUGUGGAAAAAGAGGAAGCGAUUGGUAUGA
Molecule: messenger RNA, 2352 nt
Organism: Pocillopora meandrina
Lineage: Eukaryota; Metazoa; Cnidaria; Anthozoa; Scleractinia; Pocilloporidae
Source: the annotation of a GenBank genome assembly